This is a messenger RNA of Mytilinidion resinicola, 1280 nucleotides long. Its product is annotated as enoyl-acyl-carrier-proteinreductase 1 mitochondrial precursor. Gene Ontology annotation, cellular component: mitochondrion. Bases 13 to 1203 code for a protein of 396 amino acids. The record is from RefSeq and is a predicted model, not a curated record. NCBI's taxonomy places the organism in Eukaryota, Fungi, Ascomycota, Dothideomycetes, Mytilinidiales, Mytilinidiaceae. The transcript has a single exon. Gene Ontology annotation, molecular function: trans-2-enoyl-CoA reductase (NADPH) activity. Gene Ontology annotation, biological process: fatty acid metabolic process.
CCAAUUCCCACAAUGGCCUCCAAACGCCUCUCCCACACCGCCCUCCGCCCUCUACUCCCCUCCACCCCCCCAAAACUCCUCCGCCCCUCCGCCCGCCGCCCCAUCUCCGCCUACGGCUACGAACAAGCCAAAGCGCUCACCUUCACGCAAUACGGCGACCCCCCGGCUGUCCUCUCGCUGCACACGCACUCCAUCUCGCCCGCGCACUCCUCCCUCCUCACCCUCCGCUUCCUCGCCUCCCCCAUCAACCCCGCCGACAUCAACCAGAUCCAAGGCGUCUACCCCUCCAAACCCGUCUUCACGACCGCCCUCUCCACGCCCUCCCCCAUCGCCGUCGCGGGCAACGAGGGCGUCGCCGAGGUCAUCGGCGUCGGGGACAAAGUCAAAGGCUUCGCGAAGGGGGAUUGGGUGAUCAUGAAAGCGCCGUCGUUCGGCACCUGGCGCACGCACGCGCAGACGACGGCGGACAAGCUCGUGAAGCUGGAGCCCGCGGCGCGGGAGGGCAUCAGCGCGGUGCAGGCGGGCACCGUCAGCAUCAACCCGUGCACGGCGUACCGGAUGCUGAGCGACUUCGUCAAGGUGGGCGAGGGCGAGUGGUUUGUGCAGAACGGGGCGAACAGCGGCGUGGGGCGGGCGGCGAUCCAGCUGGGGAAGGCGUGGGGGCUCAAGAGCAUUAAUGUGAUACGCGACCGGCCGGAGGGGGUGGAGGCGCUGAAGAGGGAGCUUGCGGAGCUAGGCGCGACGGUUGUGGUGACGGAGGGGGAGUUGCUGGCAAGGGAGUUUAGGGAGCGGGUGAAGGAGUGGACGGAUGGGGGCAGGGAGGAGGUCAGGCUGGGGUUGAAUUGUGUGGGUGGGGAGGCGGCGACGGCGAUGGCGAAGAUUCUGGCGCCGCAUGCGCAUUUUGUGACGUAUGGCGCGAUGUCGAAGAAGCCGUUGGUGCUGCCGGCGAGUUUGUUGAUUUUUAAGGAUGUGCAUUUUGAUGGGUUUUGGGUUAGUAAAUGGGCCGAGUGGCAUCCGGAGGAGAAGAAGAAGACGGUGGAGCAUGUGUUGGAGUUGACGAGGAGGGGGGAGUUCAAGGAUAUGCCGUUUGAGCAGGUUCCGUGGGAGUGGGAGACGCCGGAGAGUGAGCUGAUUGCGGCUGUGAAAGGGACGUUGGAGGGGUUCAGGAAGGGGAAGGGAGUCUUCGUAUUCAAGAAUACGUAGAGAUGGCAAUAGGAGGUGGACUGAUGGUUUAGCGGGCAUGAACGGAGUUUGGGUUUUCGUAUGAGUUCAACAUACGC